UAUGAGUGUGGUAGAGGACGGUGUGCUGUUAUCACAUUUGAUGAGUAGUGAUAUACAUGAAAUGAAAUAUGAUUUGUCAUGUGAACUCUACAGAAUGUCUACAUACUCUGUUUUCCCAGUCAAUGUUCCAACCUCAGAAAGGAGUCUUGCUCAGGUUGGAUUUUAUUACACUGGUAUGAAUGACAGAGUUAAAUGUUUCUGUUGUGGCUUAAUGCUGGAUAACUGGAAACAAGGAGAGAAUGCGAUUGACAAACAUAAACAGCUAUAUCCUAGCUGUGCCUUUAUUCAGAAUCUGGUUUCAGUUAAUCUGGGAUCUUCUCAAUCUACAUUUUCUUCUUCAGUGAAUAAUGCCACAUGUUCAUUAUCUCUCAGUUCAGAACAGAGUGGAUAUUUCAGUGGUUCUUAUUCCAGUUUUCCACUGCAGCCAGUGAUUUCCAGAGGAGUUAAGGACUUGUCCCCUUUGAACACCAGCCCCUACAGUUAUUCUAUGAGUACUGAAGAGGCCAGAAUUCCUACUUACCAGGCAUGGCCGUUGACAUUUCUGUCACCAUUAGAUCUGGCAAGAGCUGGCUUUUAUUAUAUAGGGCCUGGAGACAUGGUAGCUUGCUUUGCCUGUGGCGGAAAACUAAGUAACGGGGAACCAAAAGAUGAUGCCAUGUCAGAGCACCAAAGACAUUUUCCUCACUGUCCUUUCUUAGAGAGUCAAAUCCAAGAAAAAUCAAGGUUCAAUGUUCCUAAUCUGAGCAUGCAAACCCAUGCAGCCUAUGUGAAAACCUUUGUGACCUGGCCACCUCAAAUUCCAGUUCAUCCAGAGCAGCUUGCAAGUGCUGGCUUUUAUUAUGUGGGUCGAAAUGAUGAUGUGAAGUGCUUUUGCUAUGAUGGUGGACUGAGGUGUUGGGAAUCUGGACAUGAUCCUUGAGUGGAACAUGCCAAAUGGUUCCCAAGGUGUGAGUAUUUGAUACGAAUGAAAGGUCAAGAGUUUGUUGACCAAGUUCAACCUAGGUACCCUCAUCUCCUUGAACAGCUAUUAUCAACUUCAGAUAUGCCAGGAGAUGAAAAUGCUGAUCUACCAAUUAUUCAUUUUGGACCUGGAGAAAAUAAUUCAGAAGAUACAGUCAUGGUGAACACUCCAGUGAUUAAAGCUGCUUUGGAAAUGGGCUUCAGUAGAAGUCUAGUAAAACAGAUUGUUCAGAGUAAAAUCUUAACUACUGGAGAAAAUUACAAAACAGUCAAUGAGGUUGUAUCGGAUCUCCUCAAUGCAGAAGAUGAAAAAAGGAAAGAAGAGAAAGAGAGACAAACUGAAGAAAUGGCAUUAGAUGACCUGACAUUAAUUCAGAAGAAUAGAAUGGCUCUGUUUCAGCAUUUGACCUGUGUACUUCCUAUCCUGGAUAGUCUCUUAACAUCCAGUGUGAUUAAUGAGCAGGAACAUGAUGUUAUUAAACAAAAAACACAGACGUCUCUACAAGCAAGAGAACUGAUUGAUACCAUUUUAGUCAAAGGAAAUGCUGCAGCCAGUGUAUUUAAAAACUGUCUCAGAGAAAUUGGUUCUGUGUUAUAUAAUAAUUUAUUUGUGGAAAAGAACAUGAAGUAUAUUCCAGCAGAAGAUGUUUCAGGUCUUCCUAUGGAAGAACAACUUAAGAGAUUACAAGAAGAAAGAACAUGUAAAGUUUGUAUGGACAAGGUUUCUAUUAUAUUUAUUCCUUGUGGUCAUCUAGUAGUAUGCAAAGAAUGUGCUCCUUCUCUAAGAAAAUGCCCUAUUUGCAGGGGUAUAAUCAAAGGUACAGUAUGUGCAUUUCUUUCAUGA
Monodelphis domestica (gray short-tailed opossum) is the source of this 1804-nucleotide messenger RNA. NCBI's taxonomy places the organism in Eukaryota, Metazoa, Chordata, Mammalia, Didelphimorphia, Didelphidae. The record is from RefSeq and is a predicted model, not a curated record.